Messenger RNA from Rosa chinensis, 783 nucleotides. RefSeq names its product protein TIFY 5A. Gene Ontology annotation, cellular component: nucleus. The transcript is spliced from 2 exons. Gene Ontology annotation, biological process: response to wounding; regulation of defense response; regulation of jasmonic acid mediated signaling pathway. NCBI's taxonomy places the organism in Eukaryota, Viridiplantae, Streptophyta, Magnoliopsida, Rosales, Rosaceae. Bases 107 to 520 code for a protein of 137 amino acids. The record is from RefSeq and is a predicted model, not a curated record.
AUAUACUUAUAUAGAUCUGAUCCCAUUUUUAGUUUCUGCUCAUCGAUCGAUCAUAUUAUAUUCCUUCUUUCCAGCACUGAGUUUUGGGUUACCUUAAGAGAUCAACAUGAGGAAAAGUUGCAAUCUGGAACUAGAACUUCGCCUUUCUUCUUCUGAUGAAUGUUCCAGCUCCCCUCAUCACCAAUCAAGUCAAGACCUGCAACAGCAACAGCAGCUAACCAUUUUCUACAGUGGAGUAAUGUGCGUUUCUGAUGUCACUGAGCUUCAGGCCAGAGCCAUUCUUUGUGCGGCAAACAAUGAGAUAGGGGAAACAGUGGUAAAGAUUAGUACCAUUCCAAGUCCGAGUCCAAGUGGGUCGUAUGAAUUAUCUUCACCAAGCCUGCACUACUCUCCACUAUGCAGCAGCCGUGUUUCAGCACGUGGUCUAUCCUCUAUGAAGAAGUCACUGCAAAAGUUUCUCCAAAAGAGAAAACAUCGGAGCCAAGCAACACAUCCCUACCAUAGACGAAUUGUAAAUUAGUUAAUUACAAUAAGAACAUUGUUAGCAGACAGCUCGAUCUGGAAAAUGGAUCCAAAGCAAAGCAGCUAGAUUGAAUCAUUCCAUUUCUUAAAAAGGGAGAAGUCGUGGGUGCCUAAAGCAUUUUCUGGGUGCCCAAAUCAAUUUUUUUAGGUCAAUUAUUGCAGGUUUGAUUAAUAUCCAUAUUUGUUAUAUACGACAAAAAAGAAAUUGAGUAUUAGUAUCCAUUAAUAUCCAUAUUCAAUAAAUGCUUUGAAUUGAUGUAA